Megachile rotundata (alfalfa leafcutting bee) is the source of this 2380-nucleotide messenger RNA. RefSeq names its product BTB/POZ domain-containing protein twz (gene twz). NCBI's taxonomy places the organism in Eukaryota, Metazoa, Arthropoda, Insecta, Hymenoptera, Megachilidae. Gene Ontology annotation, biological process: protein homooligomerization. Gene Ontology annotation, molecular function: protein binding. The record is from RefSeq and is a predicted model, not a curated record.
UUCGCGCUCUGUUUACCUCUCGUUCUAAGACACGUGAACCGUGACCACGUGGAUCUGUGUGUGUGAGACACAGGAACAACAAUCGCCACGCUGGCUCACGAAAAGUGGUGACUUUUUCUAUUUUUUUUUUACUUGUUUGGUGGUUUGGAGCAAAUCGUGUUUUGGAAUCUUGGCAACCGUGGACGCGAAAACAACCGUCAACCUGGAGCCCACGUGUCAGAAACGACGGAAAUGUGAGGCCGACGGAAAGGAGGCAAAGGCGGAACUGGCACAACGCAAUAUGUUCCCUAGCGCUCAAAUUAAAAUGAGAUUGCUGUCGCCAAGCAGUUCGCCGGCCACGUCGCCCACAAUGUCGAAUUCCUCGUCGCCGACGCCUCCGACGCCGGCUGCACCGGCGUACAACCAAAAAAUGACUGGUAUACCUUGUGUGGCAGCAGCAUCCAGGUACACGGCACCGGUCCACAUCGACGUAGGCGGCACAAUAUAUACGUCCUCUCUCGAAACGUUAACCAAAUAUCCAGAGUCGAGACUAGCGAAAUUAUUCAACGGCAGUAUCCCCAUCGUGCUGGACUCCCUGAAGCAGCAUUAUUUCAUCGACAGGGACGGCGGGAUGUUCAGACACAUCUUGAACUUCAUGAGGAAUUCGCGUCUGCUGAUACCUGACAAUUUCGCGGACUUGGAUUUGCUGCUGGAGGAAGCGCGAUACUUCGACAUUGCACCGAUGUGCAGGCAGCUAGAACAAAUGAAGAAGGAGCGUAUAAAAAACGGUUCCACGACAACAACCACGUCGUCCUCGUCUCCGAGUCCUCCGCCCGCGAACCAGCAAAGUGCCCGUGGCACGAGCUGCACAACGGUGCCCUGUAACCGGGACUCAGAGAAGCUCCGUGGCAACGACGGCAACUGCAGCUACGAGUGCGUCGCUCUACAUGUCAGCCCCGAUUUAGGGGAACGCGUGAUGCUAUCCGGUGGUCGGGCACUGCUCGACGAGGUGUUCCCGGAAACGACGCAGGCGGUGAUCGACGCCAGAUCGGGUGUCGCCUGGCACCAACAGGACACCCGUCACGUGAUCAGGUUCCCGUUAAACGGCUACUGCAAGCUGAACUCCGUGCAGGCCAUCACCAGGCUCCUAAACGCCGGCUUUCGCGUUGUCGCCAGCAACGGAGGCGGCGUGGAGGGCCAACAAUUCUCGGAGUACCUGUUCGUUAGACAGGCCGUCAACACCUGACGGAACAACGCGCACCAGCGCAAAACGACCUCGAGGACGAUCCGUUGUUUACAGCGGGAACUCGAGUGAGUUGUCCAGGAGAACUCUUCAAGACUGCGUCACGAACGAUGAGCGGUGCCACGCUGUGUACAGAUUCCCUGGGAGAUCGCGAGAGAUGCAGUAGAAUUUUAUUUAUUGGAGGAUUUGCGUGACAGCAACUUGAUGUCAGGGUGUUCGAUGAUCACACUGUUAUUCUACGAUGAUAGAUCGCUACCUUGAAGUUCAAGGACAAAUUAUUUUGUUGAAGUAUUGCGAGACGAUAUGUUCUGUAACUCGACUCAACUCAUUGAGAGAAUGAAGGUCUGUAGAAAUUGUGGGUUGAAACUCAAUUGCUUGGAAAUGUUAUUAUUUCUGAUUCAAUCAGUAUUGAAUAUGAUUCAAUUCUACUGUGAAGAAUGUUUGUGCACUUAUGAUACAUAUAUCAAACUUUGAUGGGGUAAUCUGCAAGAUAUAUAGAUAAAUAAAUGAACGAAUCAUUUGUGUAUUCUUUGUGGACUUCAAUUUCUCAUAAAUAUAGACUACUGAUAAUUUUUGUUAAGCGCAACAAAUUUUUGAGAGAUGAUCUAGAAAUGUAGAGUAACAAUGUGGUAAUUGUUAUAUAAAACACCCUGUACUUGUUAUUAAUAGACAUGCAGGUACCUGGCUCAGUGUCCUGAUGUUCAGUUGUUGUCAGAUUCAUCAGGGGGUGAUAUCGAUAUUCUACUAAUAAUAAAUAUGGAAAAUAGGGCUGUGAGAGCCUCAAGAAUCUGAUAAAGGCGUACUGAUUUCCUUUUCUUAUUAAUGAUUUUGAUUACCAUGAUAUUUAUUUUAUGCUACAGGAGAGUUUAUGUAGCCGUUAUGUUUGGUUUGGUUCGUGUGAAAUGUUGGGAGCAAUGCAAUCAUGCAUGCGAAGGGGUAGGACAUUUCAUGUGUGCCAAUCUAAUACAAGGGUGGUGUUGCAGAUUUCGAGAAAUUAGAGUUCAGAUAAAUGAAACUCUACUGUGUCGCUGUUGCUAGUGAUGGGAUCGAUAUCGAAUGAAAUGAAAGUAUCGUUGGUUUAAGUAGAUGAGGUUUGGGAAUUUCUGAAGUCCUGAACUUUCAAGUUUCUGAAUUUCCAAGUUAUUCAUUUUGUUUAAA